Molecule: messenger RNA, 4982 nt
Organism: Stegostoma tigrinum
Lineage: Eukaryota; Metazoa; Chordata; Chondrichthyes; Orectolobiformes; Stegostomatidae
Product: solute carrier family 66 member 2
Exons: 7
Coding region: 395-1207 (270 amino acids)
Biological process (GO): retrograde transport, endosome to Golgi; phospholipid translocation
Cellular component (GO): endosome; trans-Golgi network
Source: RefSeq, a predicted model, not a curated record
GCAUGCGCAGUAAGCAGCCAGCCCAAUCCAGGAAAGACAUGGGAAUCGAGAGCUCAGCAUUUGUUGCCAGUCCCUAGUUGCCCUUGAGCUGAGCGACUCUUGGGGCAAAUCUAGAGGGCAGUUAAAGAGUCAACCACAAUGCUAUGGGCCUGGAGUCACAUGCAGCCAAAACCAGUUGUCGGCGUGGCGUUGAGGAAAUCCGGAUGUUUCAGUGACAUCAGCAGGGCUGGGUCGGGCACUCCGCUGCUCACAUUUCAAUCCCCCAACUGCAGCGCAGUUUCAAGCCGCUUCCGGGACCUCUUGCACAACAAUGCAGCAAGCGGCUGAAGAUUGCGGCUUUGGUGACUGAAGAGGCCAAACCUUCCUCUUGGUCGGGAUUUAUUUGUCGACAAACAUGGAACAUGGUCUGAGCUCUCUCAAGCAGUUUGCCCUCCCCGUCGGCCAGCUGGCUUCUUGGAUUGCAGCGGUGGCAAUGGUGUUUGGUGGUGUCGUGCCCUACAUUCCUCAAUACAGGGAUAUCAAGCGCACACAGAAUGCAGAGGGGUUCUCCAUCUAUGUCUGCUUAGUGCUGCUUGUGGCCAAUAUAUUGAGAGUAUUAUUUUGGUUUGGAAGGUACUUUGAACCACCCCUUUUAUUACAAAGUAUAAUCAUGAUCAUUACCAUGUUGGUGAUGUUGAAGUUAUGUACUGCUGUUCGUGUAGCCAGUGAACUCUCAACACGACGCCGUGCCUUUACAGACAAUAAAGAUGAAGAAGUCAAAACUCCUAGGAAGUUCUUUCUGGACUUUGACUUGCAGUACUUCUGGCUGUGGAGCAGAUUUAUUGAUUACAUUCAAUGUGUCUUGGCUUUCACUGUUGUUGCUGCAUACAUAACCUACCUCCUUAUUGAUUCUUCACUCUUUGUGGAAACACUUGGCUUCUUCGCUGUCUUUACUGAAGCAAUGCUUGGCACACCACAACUGUAUCGCAACUACGAGAACAAAUCAACAGAAGGAAUGAGUAUUACAAUGGUGCUGAUGUGGGCGAGUGGUGACACUUUCAAGACCGCUUACUUCAUCCUGAACCAGGCUCCUUUCCAGUUUUGGAUAUGUGGAUUGCUGCAAGUGUGUGUUGAUAUCACAAUUCUCUUUCAAGCUUACUAUUAUGAUCGUUACCCUCAAAAACCGUCUUCCCACACUGUUCCUUCCACAAGCACCAAGGCACUUUAACUAUGGCUCUAUUCAACGAGUGCACCAAAUGACCAAUUCCUGGAAAGAACAUUCAAGCCAUGUUGUUGAACCAUAGCCAAUAUCUUUUAUCCUGGUUUACCACAUGCUGGAAGGAUUUCAAAGUCACUUUCUGGUAAAGGGAUUUAAAGCAUUUGAACUGUUGCUGAAAUGUUUAUGGUAAUUUAUAUAUUUUUCUAUUUGCAUAACUCAGACCAAUGUUUUUGGACACGUUUACAUAAAUGCCUUACAUGUUACUGUUCCUACAACUUUGUUUUUCUUCCUGAUGUUUAUUCUUUAUGUCACCUGCUGUAACACUCUAAUGUAACUCUGUUUCAUGGCUGUAUUAAGAGUUUGAAGUGUAUAUCGAUGUGCUAUAUCCAAGGAGAAUAUUGUGUUCAAAAAUCAUUUUAAAAAUGGCUGAACUUUGAAAAAGCUGUAUUCAAUACAAGGAAGGACAUAUAACGUUCAAACUUGUCUUCAGACAGCAACUGAGUGGAGGAGGAUUUGGAAGCAAGAAAUGUCUGUUUAAUUUGAUUUAUGGUUGCUCUGUAAUGAUGACACACACCGGAGCUCGGUCUAGUAUUCAUCAUUGUAUUAAGAUGGAGUAGAUUGGUGAGAUUUAAACUUGUGAUGCUCGUAUUUACAACUGUGCUGAAAUCAGAUGCUUCUCCACAAGGAAAAAGAAUCAGAAGCAGGAAAAACUGCCCUUCAGAACAAGCUGCUUCAGAGUAAUAUCGGUAGGAAUUUCAGGACAGUUUUGAAUGGCAUGAGAAGAAGAGCAGUUUUUUUAAUAUAAAACAAAAUACAGAUCAUUCUUAGCAAGGUAAGAGGUUAAAUAGUGGUCCUUUGCAAAAUAAAGUGAGAGCUGGCUUUUAGUGCAAAAGUGCAUACUGAUAAUACACAGUGAUGCUGACACUUGCACUUGUUUCUUCAUGGUAUUUAUUAUUACCCAGUAAUUUAGUACAAUGAUGUCUGAACCAUUGUUAAUCACAGAUAAGAGUUCAUGUUUCACUUGCACAACAUUCCCCCGCCCUGAACAUUUAAAUCAGUCUGAUUUGAAAUUACCUGCAUUUAAUAUACAGUUAACAUGCUUAUGUAAGCAGCAUUGUUUCAAGAAAGCAUUUAUAAGUCAAUAACAAAUUAAAAGGCACAAAUCUCAUUUAAUAUUUGCUGUUCUGUGGAUUACCCUAUGGGUGGUGAGUUCCUGCCUCCUUCAAGUCAGUUGAGUUCUUAAUAAAAUCAGCAUGCAUUUAAAAUAAAUGCACAGAUAUUACUUUGGUACCCACAGCAAUCGUGCAGAGAAGGCCUGGGAGGCAGGAAAAGUCUAUUUAAUUUGAUUAUGGUUAGUCUGUAUGGAUGAUACACAUUGGAACUGGGUGUAGUAUAUUAAGAUGGAGUAGAAAGGUUUCUAACAACCUGAAUUUAUUUUAAUAAUCUACCUACCACUGGCAUAAAAUUCAGUGCAGUUAAUCCAGAUCGUUGAAUUCAAUUGCUAUCCUUCCUUGUUGCCUUUUAAAAACAGUACUUUCUAUCUGUGUAUGGUGAAUCCAUCCCUAAACCUGCUUACAUUGUUAAACCCAAGUAAGUGAUCAGUCAUUGCCCUGUUUUAACUGUAACCAAGCCCCUUUUAAUUUAGAUUUAUGUAGAAAUUGUUGAUGUGACAUAACUUCUGAUCAUUGUACAAUUGUAUUUAUCUGAAACUUUUUGUUUACAUACGUAUUUGUUAUUUUGCAUUUGUAGGCAGCCAGCAAUCUGAAAUUAUCCUUAUGACACUGAAGUUAAUAGGGCAUCAUUACAACUAAUAUACAGUGGCUGGGAGAAAAUUGACUGAAACCUAUAAAUAAUUUGGUAUAGCUGAAAUGGAAUAUUAAGCCAACCAUUAGGUUAGAGGAUGAUGCUUUGGCUCCGAAGUAUACCCAGUAAGGUAAAUAGAUUUAUCUAGUUUGUAACUAUAAUUCUUCCUGUUUGCUCAGCAGCUUUUUCAGUUGAUUGUUAUGAAAUAUUUUGCUAUUGAAUGACAACUGUUUUGGUCUUUCUGAUCCACAGCUGAUUGCCAUUUUUUGCUUUGGGCCUAAGUGACCUUACAAUUAAGUCUAUGGUGUUUGUCCGAUAAGCAGUUGUCUGGUAUGUUUUUAUGCUCAGCAAAAUAUAUGUAUAUAUUCAAGACUGGGGAGUUGCUGUAUGCUGAUAUUUCUACUUUGAUUAUCAAACAAGCUCAAUUUUCUUAAAUAGUUUUGAAGAAUAUACUUUUUGAAACUCAAGAAUAAUGAAUUACUACAUUAUCAGUUGACUGAAGUGUGAAGCUCCUGGAAAAAACUACCUAUCACUUCCACUCUGGUGAGCAAGUCUGUCACUUUUUUUGUGAUUUGAUCAAACCUUGUGUAUCUUGCUGGUCCAAACCUUGCUACACAUCACCAUUUUAAAACUGAAAUGAGUCUAUUCGGGUAUUUUUUGCCCAGGCUGUGGGCCGUGGGGGUGGUACGGUGGCUCAGUGGUUAGCACUGCUGCCUCACAGAGCCAGGAACCCGUGUUCAAUUCCAGCCUUGGGCAACUGCCUGUGUGGAGUUUGCACAUUCUCCUGGUGUCUGUGUGGGUUUCCUCCGGGUGUUCCGGUUUCCUCCCACACUCCAAAGAUGUGCAGGUUAGGUCGAUUGGCCAUGCAAAAUUACCCGUAGCGUUCAGGGAGGUGUAGAUUAGGUGGAUUAUAAGGGGAUGGGUCUGGCUGGGAUGUUCCGAGUUUCGGCGUGGACUUGUUGGGCUGAAGGGCCUGUUUCCACACUGUAGGGAUUCUAUGUGUGCUGUGGCAUUAACGGGCAGUGAUAAGUUUUAUGUGACUUAUUGUUUUCAAUUAGCAAGCAAAAAUUACAAAAUCCCUUUGUAUCAGCUUAUCAAUCCAUGGGUGUGAUGAUGUUUGAUUUUGUAAUGUUUAUGCAAUUUUGUUUUUGCCCAUUUGGUGUUCAGUUAAUUGGUUUCGGAGGCAUAUGCUGUGGGAAGAGAGUAAAAAGGUCUAAUACUUCACAGUUUGUAUUGGAACUGUUGGAUGUGUUUUAUUUCCAGGAUUACUUGGGUUAUGUAGGAAAUGUUUCUUUACACUGUUUUUUAAAUUCAGACUUACAUUUGUGGACAUUUAUUUAAAAAUAUUGAAGAUUACUGUUAUUUUGUAUUGUUCUGUCAACUCCACCAAACAAGUAAAAAGACUCUAAAUUGCCAAAUGAAGGCAGGUGACUGCACUUAACCAGCAAAAGGAAUGUUCUUCAAUACUAUAACCAGCCUUCCCUCAAACUUUUUGGUAUGGGCUACCAUUCAACAUCGUGGUUGGAGGCAAAGUAAGAGAAUCAAAAGAAGUCUGCACAAGACUACAUGUUAAAAAUGUAAAUACGUACGCUGGUCUAUCAUGUGCAUCUCUGUUAAACUAAACCUUAAAGAAGAAUAAACAUUUGGAAUUGUGCAAGUUGGAUUGUUGUAACUUUUAUAAAAGAAAAUUUGUCUUCACCUCUUAAAUUGUGGGCUUGAAUAACAUCUUCCUUAUGUUCAAUUAAAGUACGGGUAGUUCUGCUAUAACGCAUGUUUUGCUAAUGCAAAUUGGCUGCAACACGAUUGAUGAAUAGUGGAUGCUGUUUGGAUAAUGCAAACUUUCUGCUGUAUAGAUAUAGCGUUUUUUUUCCCUAUAGCACGAGGUCACACAAGAGCACAACUAUCAUGUUAUAGGAGAGCUGCCUGUAUGUAAAGAGGUACAGCUGUAAUUAAAGUUGACUUGAAUCUACGUAAAGAUUGU